Messenger RNA from Etheostoma spectabile (orangethroat darter), 2175 nucleotides. It is a transcript of the gene bcl2b, whose product is annotated as BCL2 apoptosis regulator b. Lineage: Eukaryota; Metazoa; Chordata; Actinopteri; Perciformes; Percidae. The record is from RefSeq and is a predicted model, not a curated record. Gene Ontology annotation, molecular function: BH domain binding. Bases 554 to 1240 code for a protein of 228 amino acids. The transcript is spliced from 2 exons. Gene Ontology annotation, biological process: regulation of apoptotic process; extrinsic apoptotic signaling pathway in absence of ligand; release of cytochrome c from mitochondria. Gene Ontology annotation, cellular component: mitochondrial outer membrane.
AACUGCACUGGCGGUGGGCAGGGAGCCACUGAAGAGGAUAUGAGGAGCAAUCGUGAAAGAGGGCUCAGUCCGACCUUGUCUGGCUCACAGUCCCGCGCGUGGUUGUGCGUAAACGCCGCAAAAAUAGUUGUCGGUGUUUAAGAAAAAAACCUUCAGGCGCGUACAACUUUGGCCCUCAUUCAUGUUUUUUUUCGAAACACAUCCACGUCUGGGUGUUGUGCAGAGGACAACCUCUUCCGCAUAUUGGAUUUCAAUGCAAAGAGAAGGUCGCAAACGUCCAUCUAAGGAUUCGGGAAAUGAAGACAGCUACUGACACGGACUCAGUAUUAGUUUUACUUUUGAAACGUUUUUCUGCGCAGUUUUGAUUUAGGUAUUUUCUUCAACUCGUGAAGCUUUGGCUCCCUGUGUGGGAUUACUCGCUGCAUUUCUUGUAUUUGAAUGUAGCUGAGUUUUGGAUACGCCUGUGCUGUGCAUUGUACAGUGCACAAAUUAGAUCACAAUGUAUUUAUUUUAGGACAACCUCUUUCUAUACAAAGUGCCAAAUUUAGCCGGAAUGGCGAACGAGUGUAAUCGCAACAUUGUAGAAAAGUAUAUCUCCCAUAAACUCUCCAAACGGGGGUAUGUGUUUGGAUUUGAUGAUGUCCGGGAUGAAGAUGCUGCUAAUAAUGGGUCAAUAGAUGUCCCUCCACCGACUUUGGUUCGCCGGUGCCGUGAAGCCGGCACUGGGCCUGACAGCGAGAGCAUCCCUCACCUCUGCAAACGGCUCCCCCAGUCCGACCCGACCGCCGCCAUCCACAGAGUUCUCCGCGAGGCUGGAGACGAACUUGAGAGACUAUACCAGCCAGACUUCGCGGAGAUGUCGCGGCAGCUGUAUCUCACAUCCACCACGGCGCAAAGGAGAUUCGCCGAGGUGAUCGACGAACUGUUCCGGGACGGGGUGAACUGGGGCCGGAUUAUCGCGUUCUUCGAGUUCGGGGGCACGGUGUGCGUGGAGUGCGCCGCAAAAGAAGAGAUGACAUCGCAGGUGGACAACAUCGCCGAGUGGAUGACGGAGUAUCUAAAUGGACCUCUAAACAGCUGGAUACAAGAUAACGGAGGAUGGGCUGCCUUUGUGGAGCUGUAUGACAGACAGAGGGACUCCCUCUUCAGCUGCUCCUGGCCCUCCAUUAAGACGGUCUUUGGUCUAGCUGCACUCGGGGCAGCUAGCCUCACCUUCGGAGCAUACCUGACACAGAAGUGAAAGAGCCCUCGUUCUACCAGCUUGACUUUAUUCUCCACCUCCUUCUUCUCCUUGUGCCUCUUCUUAUUCCUUUUUAUAGACGCCCCUGACCCCUCAGAGACAACCUUCACACUCUUUUGAAUCUGGCUCUCUUCAAAGCUUUCUCUCAGAAAUCUCCCUCUUCCUCGCCCCUACACGUCAAAACAGACACAAAUCAAAACCACUGAAGCCGCCCAUGCAGAGCAAUGGACGUCUUGAAAAGAGGCAACUUAGACGUAAUCACACUAAUUUGCUGAGUAGCCUACAAUUGAGAAAUGAGGUGGCAUCAGUAGCAUGCAUUUUUUGGGGGGGGUUUUGUUCUGCCUGCUUCUGUACUAGUUAUAGCAUGAAUGUUGAGUGUUUGUGUAGAUGUUGUUGCAUGUGUCAGAGCUCAUGCAGGACCUCUAUUUAGAGGCCUUGAUGAUGGGGGUCCAGGGACAACGAUGCUCCACACCGGAGAGGAAGCGGCUGCAGCCCAGCCCCUGCAUGUUAGGGUGAAGAACCCCGUUUUGAACUGUGUUGCCCCCCUGCAGCCGUCCUUCAAAGGACUUCCUCUACAGAACAGCUGCUCAGAAUGUAUAAUGGAAACGGCUCGGUUUGUGUCUACUGCUUUCACUCCUCAGACAGCUCCAGUGAACUUUGAACACCCUGCACCAUUAUACUCUCCAUGGUCCUUAAUAUUUAGAGGAAGGGCCAGCGGAAGACUGAGGACAGCUGAUAUUUCUUGUGCAGAGUUUGAAAGCUCCUCGAUUGAGAUAGUGAUGUUGGUUUUAAUUUUUUUGCAGCAUGCCAAACCCCAAAUUGUGUGGUUUUACCACAGAAAAAAAGAGGAGAAUGGAGAAUUUUUUCAAGGACUGAAAAGCAUACAGAAGAAGCCUGUCAUUGCUUAAAACUCAUAUGAUGAUGAAUAUACUGAG